This is a messenger RNA of Musca vetustissima, 10651 nucleotides long. RefSeq names its product mucin-2 (gene Svil). NCBI's taxonomy places the organism in Eukaryota, Metazoa, Arthropoda, Insecta, Diptera, Muscidae. Gene Ontology annotation, biological process: actin polymerization or depolymerization; barbed-end actin filament capping; actin filament severing. The transcript has 20 exons. Gene Ontology annotation, molecular function: actin filament binding; phosphatidylinositol-4,5-bisphosphate binding. The record is from RefSeq and is a predicted model, not a curated record. Gene Ontology annotation, cellular component: cytoplasm; actin cytoskeleton. Bases 1 to 10647 code for a protein of 3548 amino acids.
AUGGUACGCAUACGUAAGGUAAGAUUCAUAACUCGUUCACAACGUGCCGCCUCGGCUGGUAUCAUCAAUGGUGGUAGUGGUGGUGCACCACAGCAGCCCUGUGAUUCAUCAACGUCUGCCUGCAAUUCGCCGAUACCAACAAGCGGCGGCGGUCGUUUAUCACCGACGGUGCCGUCGUUGUCGUCCAUAGCGCCGACAUCCAGAACAUCUCCUUCAUCAUCUUUACAACAACAAACAGAUAUACCUCUGCAUCUUUCACCAAAAUCGCCAACUGCUGCUGCUGACCACAGUGGAAAAACUGAAAACGGUUUUGUUGCUGUCGUUGGUGUUAAAGACGACAUGACCAAUAAUUCUGGCCGUGGCGUCAGUGUCAAACCACCUCCAGUAACAAAAACUCCUGGUGUAGCAGAGGAUAACAACAGCAUCGCAGCGAAAACAACAACAACCCCAUCAGCCACAACAACAAAGAUAAAGAAGAAGUCAAAUGCUGCUGCAUCGGAUUUGAGGAACAACAGUCAACAAAUUCCAUUAAACGAAGGCGAGAGCAAAGCAAAGGCCACAACAACGGCAUCCACGUCCAUUAUAGAGGAGGCCACAAUUCCAGCCACCAGCAGUGGCAGCAAUCCAUCAAAUAAGACUGGGUUAAAUACUCCAGCGGUCAUAUCAGCUACCGGCUGUUCCCCUACCAAUAGCAUUGCUAGUUUAAAUCCUUUUGACAAUACUGCCUACCCCGUUUUGUCAUCAUCGCCAUCAUCAUCAAAAGUUGCCAUGGAAAUUCAAUAUCAUCGGCAAGAACAUCAGCAGCCAUUAUUGGAUUUUAGUAAUGCUGCUGGUGCUGCUGUUGGCCAAAAAUCAUCAACAAAAAUAGGUCAUAGUUCUCAGCAUCACAACAACAGCAACAAUUGUUACCAUAGCAAUUGUCUAAUUGGCAACAAUAGUUAUGCCAUGCCCACAAGUUCAUCGGUUUUAAAGCAGCGUAAAUAUCCUGCAAACUGUAGUAGUUCAUCGCCAAAAUUACGCAAAUGUCCUUUGUCGCCGCUUUUAAUUAAUACCGCAAAUAAAAUGCCAUUACCGGCUGGUACUAACACUAUCAAAACACCAUCGACAACAACACCAUCACCACCCAUCACAACACCAUCAACGACUCAAUGUUCAACAGUAACGACAACACCAACAAAAACAACGACAACGGCAACGAUUCUAGCUGAAUUACAGUAUUCAAAUGAGGGAAAACAACAAUUUCCACUUAACACUGCUGCUGCCCCCACCAUUGUGGGUGGUAAUAGUAAUUCAUCUUCUGUAUGCUCCUCUGUGACUACGCCACUGUCACCCAAUAAUAAUAAUAACAAUAAUUGUUCUUUGUCAGUGCGUACAACAAAAACUACACGUUUACGUGCCGCCGCACUGGAUAAGAAAAAGGGCGAAUUAACUCAACAAAACCAGCAUCAACCUCAAUCACAAUAUUUUACCUCUCCAACAUCACCGAAUAAACAACGUUCGGCGGCAAUAUCCUCCGAUAAACCGACACCCAGUGGAUCUGAGGGCGAACAUAAUAAUCGGCAAAUGCCUAAUAGUUGUUCGCCAACAAAUCGCACCAAAAAAUUGGUACCAUCGAUGUCGGUGUCAGCGGUAAAGCAAAAUUUAAAUGAAUUGCACUGUACCGCUGCAACGAAAUCGACUAGCCCACGUUCGAAUGUCAAUUCACCGAAAUCACCUAAAAAUAAAUCGACCACCACCAACUCUGUUGAAUGUACAGUAAAGGUACCCACAUCACCGAAAUCACCACAAAAACAAAUAACAACUAUGAAUAAGUCAAGUGGUGCGGCGGCUAUGCCAACCUCACCCAAUCCUUUGGCUCACGAUGAUAUUGAUGUGGAUUUUAUGGAAAUUCAUGAUUUACCCAUAGAGGAUGAUGACGAUGAUAAUGGUCCCAUGAUACGUCCACGUUGUUCAACCAUGCAAAAUGAUGCCAAGGAAAAGAGAAGAUCAUCCUCGUCAAGUCUAUUGACAGCUAAUGAACCACCACCAGAACUAAGUCCGGUACAUAGGAGUAGAAAUUAUGAUCGUUCACCCCGCCGACCAGAGGAACGUGAUAAAUCAUCGAAACGUAAAUCAAAUUUGAAUCGUUCACAAACUGAUGAACCGAUUCAAGAUAGUGAUGAAACAGCUGCCCGACGACGCAAACGUCGUGAAUUGGGAAUGGCUCGAACUUUGGUGCCAUCGGAUGAUGCCGGUGCCGCAGUUAAGGAAUUGCUCACCUCUCCCUCUAAGACUCAGCCCAGCAACUCUCCUCCCAAACCCAGUUCGCGCAACGAUUUGUCCUAUCACAUGGAAUUGGCCCGAAGAGGCUUGGAUCAGGCUUCCAACGCCAAUGCCAUGGCAAAUCGACGUCGUGCUCAAACUGCAAGUCCCAAACAAGUUAAGGAAUCAUCAUCGCCACCCAGUAGCAGUAACAACAGUAAAACGGCUGGUCCUGUGUUGCAAAAAGUUAGUCGUCGCUGUGAUACAGUGGCCAUUGGAGAACUCCGCAAACAACGUACCGAUGAAGUCAAUCGCAAAUUGAACGAACGCACCCGCAGUGAUUUAGCGGAAAUUAUCAAAAUUGCUGAAAUUGCCAAUGAUUGCUCGGAAAGCGCGGCCAAACGUGAAUCCAGCUUUGAACCUCCAAAACUUUCACCCAUACUAAGGCGUAAAAGUACCGAUGAUCCCCUCAACAAUACCCCACAACAGUCGAAUAAUCAAAUUGUCUCCAUUCUCAAGAAGAAAGACCAUCUAUCGGCAUGUGAAUCCAGUUCAGCAUCAAGUAAUGCAUCCCCAGUCACAUUUUCGGCCACUGUCAUGGAUACUCCCUCAAAACAGAAACGGGCUGGAAUUCUUAAGAAACGUUCUUCCCUUGAUGAAUCACGUUACUAUUCACGUUCACAUUCACCCGAUGAGCGUAGCAUCUUCAUAAAGUCGGCUCGCCGUAAUUCUCUAGAAGAAACUGCAGCCAAUGGCAAUUGUUCCUUAACUCAGGGUCCUCAGGGCAUUCUAAAACAAAGCAGCUAUGAUAGCUUUAAAAGUGAUGGCUGCCCAUCGGCCAGUGGUGCCAUGGGUGGAGGAAGUUCUGGUGAAUCGCAACAUCCACACAGCAUACUCAAGAAGAAGGAUUCAACUUCCACACCCUCCGAUCUUGCUCAACAUGCCACCAAACAUGUGUCCAUAUCACAAGCUGUUAUUUUAGCUGCAGCAGAGCUGUCGGCAAAUGAACCGGGAGAAAAUGUCUCCUUUGGCGAGGAUGUCAGUUUUACACCCAGCAAUGAGGAGUAUGACAUAAAACCCAUACUCAAACUAGAAACCUCAACCAGUGACGAUGCAGUCAAACCACCAAAACCAAUACUAAAGAAAAAAUCCUCUGGCGAUUCGGAUGAACAUGAAAUCAAACCUAUACUCAAAACAUCUCGUAAAUCCAGCCGAGAGGAAUUUGAAUUUGAUCCAUUUUCGGAAAGUGAUGGUGAGCCAUUGGUUAAACCCAUACUCAAAACAGAUUCACCAUCGAAACGACGCUCUUUGGGACCCACCGAUGAUCCGGACACGGAACGUGACUCGGCAACCUCACCAUUUAUGCUUAAAAGACGUACACGUUCGUUGGAACGUCAAGAUCACACACCUGUGAUAGAUUUGGGCGCCGCGCUAAAUGCUAUUGCUACCUCACAAGAAAACACUGACGAUUUGGUGGCCAGUCUAACCUCGACGCCGGGUGCCAAUAUAUCGGUGGCCGAUCGUAUUAAAUCGAUGGAAAAGUUCCUUAACAAUCAAAGUAAUGCAACGCCAGCCAGUAGUAGUAAUUCGGCCAUAAAUACAUCAUGGGAAUCACCGUUACAAAAUGAUCCAAAUAAGUCGAUGGAUGUUGGUGGUGCCGGUGCCGCUGGCGGUAAUGUUACGGGUGCAGUGAAAAUAUUAAAGCCCAGUGUCAUACGUCGUGAUCUUCUUAAGGAUAGAUAUAAAACACAACCGGUGACCAGUGAUGAAAAGAAUUUCUUUAAAAGCAACGACUCUACAACAUUGUAUACCUCACCUGCCGGAUCAGCUUUCAAACCGGCCAAGUCGUUGGAAGGUCUUGGUUUUAUCAACAUUACCGCACACGGCAAUCAAUCGCCAAACGGACCACCAUCUGCUUUUGCCCUAACGCGUUCGUUUACACAACCGCUACAGCCGUUAAGGCAUUCGUUAAGUAACGCCAACACGGCCGUUGUAACUUCGUCCUCGACGCCACCACCCACUAUAUCGCAAACGUCGUCAACAUCCUAUAAAGCCUGCCCAUCAGGUCUAGUGACACGUAAAACGCCCAAUCGUAACGAUUCCAGCCCGACAACAACCGCAACAGCAAACAAUCAAUCCGAUUUAACACAUUCGUUUACCGGCGACUCGGGUCUAUCGUGUGACAGCAAUAGUGAACAGCGUAUUUUCGAAAUGUCUGGCCUAGAGCACGAUGUCGAUAUGAUUGAAAAUCAAGAACCAAAAACCCCAUUGAAUGCGGCCGAUGUGUCGUCGGGUUCAUCGUCGGGCAGUGGCAUUGUACGUACGAAUAGUGUACGUGCUCGUGCCAAUAUGUUCCAACAGCUGCAGGAGAAGACAAAUAACGGAGGCAAUACCACGAAUAAUGGCUUCAAUCGGGAAGAACGCACUUCGCCGAGAAGAGUACCGCGUCGUUUGUCACCUUCUCCAGCUGCCAACGCUGCCGAUGAACCACGUACACCCAAUAAUCCAACUGUGAAUCCGGAUGAAGAAAUCGAACCAUCUUCAUUGCCUGUUUCGGAACGUUUGAGAUUUUUCAGCAGUCUCAGUGAAUCACAUAAUCGUAAUUCAGGUUCCUAUACACGAAGUCCACCAUUGGGUUGUAUCGAACGUAGUGCAAGCCUAAGUUCGUACGGUGCGUACUUUAUGCCCACCACACCGCGCAGUAGUACCAGCCAAAGUAGUGCCAGUGUUACACCCACACCCAUGGAAUGUGUUGGCGUUGGUGGUGGAGGAUCCCAGCAGCAAUGGCCGGCCAUUUUAACAGAAUCACCGACAAUAUUGAAAAAGGAUUUGGCUGCCACUGACGGUCACGGUGGUGUGGUAGCGGUUCAAAAUUAUCAUCUGCAAAAGAAUGCCACCAUCCACGAUUUCAGUGAUUCGCGGGAGGUCAUAAAGGCGGAUAUAGUGAAAACCUCACCAUUUUUACAGGCGGCAAAACCGAUCAGUGCCACACCGGCCCAUUUAGCCAAUGCGGAUACCACGCCCACAUCCACGCUGACACCCACCAUGAAACGCAUCAAACUGAAAACCAUUGGCAAACUUAUGCUACCCACCACCUUCCUCAACAAUGAUCGCAACAACAACAACAAUCAAACGAAGGAGAGUAACGGUGGCGGCUCCUCCAACAGCUCCACAACGGCCAGUCUUAGUGAACAGAACAGCGUGGACAGCAGUGAUUCGUCGUCACAGCAGCCACCCAAGAAAAUCGGCAAAAUCAAAUCGCCCUUCAUCGAAAAUUGCAACCAGAUGCAGCAGAACAAGGUGCAGCUGAAUAGCAAGUGCAUGAAAUUCGAUUACCGCAAUCAUCAGAAUGGCACAGCCUUGUCAUCGGUGGAGAAUAGCAAUGAUCACCACAGCAACAAUGUGGUGAGCAAAUAUUUCAAUAACUCAGCACCAGGUCUAAGUAAUGGCCACAGUCAGGAAGAUUCCAAUACAGAUUCUGGCAAAGAGAACAUCGAUACCUCAUCCUCGGACUGUACAAAGGCCGAUGGCAGUUCUGGCAGCACCAUCAACAGCACCACCUGCAAAGCAACACCCAUUGUGGAGAUACGUCGCAAAUUCACACGCAAGGCCAACAGCAGCAAUACGCAAUCGCUGAGUACCAGUGCACCGAACACACGCACCCAACUAACGCCCAAAUCCGCAUCCUUUACCGGACCCCAUUCGUCCUCGCCACAAAUCGAUAGUAAAUAUGCCAAAUAUUUUGGUAUGUCGAACAGUAGUAGUAAAACGCCUACCACAGCACCGACAUUGCCCAUACAACCGCCACCAUCCGCAGCCUCUUCCAACAGCCAACAGCUUAACAAUAAAUCCGACCAGAGCAAUGGUUCGGGCAUUGAGAUACGUUUUAGUUCACCACCUGCCAACAACACCAACGAAGCCAUUAAUCACCAUGUUAAUCUAUGGCAAAGUCGUAGUGCUGGCGGUCCGGCCAGUCGAAGACUUAAGCGCAGCCUAACAGCCAACAUUGCCGAACUGAAACAAUUCGAAGAGAUUGUGGUCACCGACAGAGAACUGAAACAGGCAGCCAAAGAAUUCGAUAAUCUAUUGUGUGGUGAAUCGGUGCUCCAACAGCCGACCAUGGUGGUGGAAUUAGAGAAAAUCUUUUCGACGUCUUCAUCCGGUGCCUCAGCAUUCGAACCACCACGCGGCAUAUUAAAAUCUAAAUCAAGUGUUAUCGGUGGUGUGGGUCUAAUGCCCACGGCCCUGAGUAAUGAAUUGAAAAAUCGUUUGAAAUCUUCACAAAAUGCUACUGUCUCGAAUCUACGUAAAUCGGCUACGACCAGCGAUGCGGUACGCGAACUACAACCAACGUCAACGAACAUAUCAUCAACAUCGGGUGUAUUGCCAACGACAUCGACGGGCCAACAUGACGAUACGGUCAGUUUAGUUCGUAAUCUAACGAAUUUGGGUAAACCUCCCCAGCUGAGGGAUCCCAUGAAAAUGGAGCCGGAUAUUGCCUCCGCAUCAGAGGGUGAAAGUUCAGGUGGUCGUGAAGUAUCGGAAAUUAUUAAAAAUAGUGCUGUAGCACGUCGACGUAAAUUUAAUGAAGGAAAUUUCCUACCAAAAAGUAAAAGUCAUUCAUCGAUUGUUGUUCCCCCGCCGGGUGGUGUUGCCAUUGGUAUUGGCCCCCAAUUGCCUCCAUUGACGGGUGCUAUUAAACUACGACAUGUCGGUUCGACAAGUGAUGCAACAAAAUCUGAAUCUCUAAACGUAGCAUUACCACCACCGCCGCCGUCAUUGUACCAGCAGCAACAACAACUACCACAAUCAUCAUCGGCAUCAUCAUUGCCGCAUCAACAAGAACCGGAUCCAGAAUUACAAUCGAGACAACCGACAGCAUUGCCACCAUUUUUACAGGGUGGUCUCAGGCGUAGUGCAACACAAGUCAUGGGUCCCGAUCAACGCACAAUUACCAUCAACAAGACCGGCUCCAUAGCCGAUCGUCUAGCUGCACUGCAAAAGAGCGGUGAGGAUGACUGGAAACGACGCAUUUCGAAACGUGACGAAAUUGAUGAUAUCAAACGUGAAAAUUUCGUUAAUGAAUCCAUAUCAUUGGCACAUGAUCUCUCAGAUAAACCCUUACCACCAUCACCCUUCAUAAAAACAACAAUUGAGGGUGGCAAAGUAUCCGAUCGUUUGGGUAAAUUAAAAUCCUCUUCAGAAAGUUGGAAGACACGCGUGGAACAAUCGGAUGCCUCCAAAUUCACUGUCGCUGGUCGACUCCAAAAGAAAGCACAAUCACCGGUCGAAUUACAAUUUGAACGUUCAGCAAAUGCGGCGGCUAAAAAAUGUCCCCUACAUAUCAUACGCAGUGCCAAUCAACCUCUAUUGGGUUUGGCCAAAAGUCCUUCAAUGAUGACUUCGGGUAGUGCUCGUGUACCCGGUGUUGGUCAUCAUUUAGUUCAGCGUAGCCUUAGUAUUAAUGAAGGAAAUGUAAUUGCCGAACGUAGUUCAUCCAGCAAUUCGGAUAGUGAUAAUGACAAAGAUGGCAAAGAGAAGCGAAGCAACAUGACAAUUGGUGUUAGUUCUAGUCAGGGUAUGACUGGGACCGGAGGAGCACGUGUUGCCAUACCCAAAUUGGAUGAUGAAGAAACAUUUGAGAAAUUCUUUGCUUCGAAGAAAUCACCCACAACACCGGUCACGCCAGAAGAGGAGGGAAUUAAUAUUGAAGAUUUCGAUCAUAUUAAAUCGACACAAAGAUUGGCUGUCAAACGUAACAUACAACUGCCCAAAGGACGCCGAGCUGCCCGCAAUCCUCUACGUAAUUUGGCCUCACGCACAGAUCUCUCCUCCGAAUAUACUGAAGUAAAAUCCGGCAUAGCUGAAAGGGAAAUGCGCCGAAUUCGUGCUGAAUCAUAUGGUGGUAGGGUUAAUUUAGCCGCUGAAGCAAUUGCCGGUUUAGCAUCUGUUGAAGAUUUCAAAUCGGUUUCAUUGAAAUCUUCCUCAUUGCCACUGGUACAAAUGUGGGUACCCUAUAAACCGGUUAUGUUGCUGCAUGUCAAAGGUCGCACACAUGUACAAACACGCCUCGUUGAACCAUCAUAUCUCUCCCUGAAUCGUGGUGAUUGUUUCAUUUUAAUAAAUGGUCCCAAUUUAUACCGUUACGUUGGCUCCUAUGCCAAUAUCAUUGAAAUAUCACGCAGCAAGAAGAUCUGUGCCUACAUCGUGGAAAAUAAAGAUAUGGGCUGUACAGCCACCUCCGAGGUCAUACUCACCGAUGGUAAAUUCAUGAACGAACAUCAUUGGAAGAAAUUCUGGGACAUUUUGGGUAAACCCGAGGCCUAUAUUAUUCCCGACAGUGGUCAUGCCGAUGAAGAUGACUUGUUCGAAGCCAGCCUGAUUGAGACGAAUAAAGUUUACGAAUUCCAGGAUGAUUCCUUGGUGCCAUAUGAAAAAUAUUGGGGCUGCAUACCCAAGGUGGAAAUGUUGGAUACCAAAAAGGUGUUGGUAUUCGACUUCGGUUCUGAAAUGUACAUAUGGAAUGGUAAGAAUGCACCAUCAGACUCUAAGAGAGCUGCCCUCAAAUUGGCCCAGGAGCAUUAUGAAGACGCCAUGGUGGAUUAUUCCAAAUGCUAUGUAAAUCCCAUGCAGUAUGCCUCGAUUGUGGGAGCUCGUGACAAUUACAGUUUCCCCAAACGUUGUGAGAAGCGUGGUGAUUGGUGUAUUUUGGGUAAAAUUACACAAAACAUGGAAACUGCGUUGUUCAAGGAGAAAUUUGCUGACUGGCCGGAGGUGGAGAGAGGAGAUUUGGAAAAAGACUAUUUGGUGAACAGUGUGAAUUCUGUAAAACCCUUAGAUGGCAAUGCCCUCUUCAAGGGCAACCCCUAUGAAGAACCCAAUCUCAUUUUGGAACAGGCCAAUUUGGGCCGUGGCAACUUUUACUAUGACACCAAUAGCAUGCGUCACUUCGAAAUCAUUUCCAAAUCCUGUGACAAAUGGCAAAUCAAUGAAUUCAAUUUCGAUAAAGUGGACCAGGAAAGUUAUGGCCACUUUUAUACAGCUGAAAGUUACAUUGUCAAAUGGAUCUAUCAAAUCAAUGUUACCGUUCGAGAACUUUCCGGACGUAUUUCAAAUCGUAGUACUGUCGGCCGAGAUCGUUGUGUCUACUUCACAUGGCAAGGUAGUGAAGCAUCAGCCAACGAAAAAGGUGCUGCUGCCCUGCUCACCGUAGAAUUGGACAAGGAAAAGGGUGCCCAAAUGCGUGUAGCCCAGGGCGAUGAAACCACCGUGUUUAUACGCCUGUUUGGUGUAAUGUGUCAGCACAAGGGACGCCGGGAAGAAAGUUUGUCUCGUCGCAGCCAAUGGCGUCUCUAUCAAGUAAUCGGCAAUGAUCCCGAAGAGACUCUACUCAAAGAAGUUGAUUGUCAUGGCAAACAGUUGCGCUCUCGUGCUUCCAUGCUCCUGAUUCACGGUGAAAAGGGUAUUAUUUAUGUAUGGCAUGGUUGCCAAUCUGCUGCCCAUACUCGUGAUGUGUGCCUUAAGGCUGCCGAAAAACUGAAAGACUUGAAACCCAAAGAUUUAUUUGAAUGCGAUAGUGUAGUCAUUGAAGUAAUGGAGGAAACCAAAGAACUUCAAGAUUUCAAAGAAAGUCUCAAUGGCGACUUUACACAACCAGCCCGAUUAUAUGGUAGUCUUUGUGAUGAGAAGUCGAAAGGGUUUAACUACACGCCACGUCUCUUCCAUUUCUCAAGUACUCAGGGCGGGGUAUUCAGUGCCACCGAAAUACAGUCGCCCUUGAGAUGUAAAGAUCUUAUAACGCCAUAUCCCUUCAGUCAAGCACAAUUGUAUAAUGCCCGACAGCCGACUAUUUUUAUGUUGGAUGAUGGUGAUUCGUUGUGGCUUUGGAUGGGCUGGUGGCCAUUGGAGGAUAUUAAAAUAAAUACUGAUGAACGCAGCAGCCCCACAAAUGAAAAUCGUGCUGGUGUCAAUCGUUGGAUUUCCGAGCGUCGAGCUGCUCUAGAAACGGCUGUAUCAUAUUGGAAAGCGAAAUUUGGUGAAAACAAUGAAAAACAAUUCCAUGGCAUUAAAGGUUAUGUCGUGUGGGCAGGUUUGGAGCCAAUUGCAUUCAAGGCUUUAUUCCCCGAGUGGAGUGAUAGAGAUGAUAUUAAGGAUAUUAAUUUACAAGAUGGUCGCACCGAUGAACCCCUACCCAUAGCCGAUGUUUUGGAACAACUCUCACAAACCGAAUAUCCUUUAGAGGUGCUAAAAGCACGUCCCUUACCCGAAGGUGUUGAUCCAACACGCUUGGAAUUGUAUUUGAAUGCGGACGAUUUUGGAAAAGCCUUGGGUCUGCAACGUAGUGAAUUCGAACAAAUGCCAUUGUGGAAACAAACAAAUCUUAAAAAAGAGCGGGGACUAUUUUAAAACU